Messenger RNA from Glycine soja, 3088 nucleotides. RefSeq names its product G-type lectin S-receptor-like serine/threonine-protein kinase At4g27290. The record is from RefSeq and is a predicted model, not a curated record. Gene Ontology annotation, molecular function: ATP binding; protein serine/threonine kinase activity. The coding region runs from base 32 to 2521 and encodes 829 amino acids. NCBI's taxonomy places the organism in Eukaryota, Viridiplantae, Streptophyta, Magnoliopsida, Fabales, Fabaceae. The transcript has 7 exons. Gene Ontology annotation, biological process: recognition of pollen; protein phosphorylation.
UAGAGUGAUCAUUGGAAUCAAUUAUACCACAAUGACGAUUUUCACUCUCAUACUUGCUAUUGCCAACCUACUUUUGUUCCUCUCAAAAGCUUCCUCAAUUGACACACUCACUCUGUCACAAUCUCUCCCUGAUGGUACCACCUUAGUUUCCAAAGAUGAAACUUUUGAACUGGGUUUCUUUUCCCUAAGAAACUCCACAAACCGUUACCUCGGAAUCUGGUUCAAAAACAUCCCAGUAAAAACAGUUGUGUGGGUGGCUAACCGUGACUACCCUCUCAAAGACAAUUCCACCAAGUUGAUCAUAACCAACGACGGAAACCUCGUCCUUCUCACAAAGAAUAACAAAGUUCAGUGGUCAACAAACACAACAACAAAGGCCUCAAGGCCCAUUUUGCAACUCUUAAACACGGGAAAUUUAGUACUUCGCAACGAUAAUGAAGACAACAAGAACAAUAAUAAAAGCAGCAACAACAACAACGAAGAUAGGUUCUUAUGGCAAAGCUUUGACUACCCUAGUGACACCUUGUUACCAGGAAUGAAGCUUGGAUGGUACAGAAAAACCGGUCUCAAUCGACGUGUAAUCGCUUGGAAGAACUGGGAUGAUCCUUCUCCUGGGAACUUCUCUUGGGGCAUCACAUUUGACAGCAACCCUGAAAUGGUUCUUUGGAAAGGAUCAUUCAAGUACCAUAGGAGUGGACCUUGGAAUGGUAUUCGGUUUAGUGGUGCAUUUGGUGGCUCAAAUAGGUUAAGCACUCACCCUCUUUUUGUUUACAAAUUAAUAAACAACGAUGAUGAAGUUUAUUACUCAUACAGCCUCACCAACAAGUCCGUGAUUUCAAUAGUUGUCAUGAACCAAACCCUUCUCCGUCGCCAACGCAACAUUUGGAUCCCCGAAAAUGGAACAUGGAGGUUGUUCCAAACCGCACCGAGAGACAUUUGUGACACUUAUAAUCCGUGUGGCUCUUACGCGAAUUGUAUGGUUGAUUCAUCGCCGGUGUGUCAGUGUUUAGAAGGAUUCAAACCGAAAUCUUUGGAUACAAUGGAACAAGGGUGUGUGAGAAGUGAACCGUGGAGCUGCAAGGUGGAAGGGAGAGAUGGAUUUAGAAAAUUUGUUGGGUUGAAGUUUCCGGAUACUACACAUUCUUGGAUUAAUAAAAGUAUGACACUCGAGGAAUGCAAGGUUAAAUGUUGGGAAAAUUGUUCGUGCACAGCUUAUGCAAACUUGGACAUAAGAGGAGCAGGAAGUGGGUGUUCCAUUUGGUUUGGUGAUCUUAUUGAUUUGAAAGUUGUUUCACAAAGUGGACAAUAUCUUUAUAUUCGAAUGGCAGAUUCACAGACAGAUGCUAAAGAUGCCCAUAAGAAGAAGGAACUGUUGUUGAUAGGUACGAUCGUGCCUCCUAUUGUUCUCGUGAUACUAUUGGCAAUCUUCUACUCUUACAAGAGAAAACGGAAGUAUGAAGAAGAAAACGUGUCGGUAGUAAAGAAAGAUGAAGCUGGUGGACAAGAACAUAGCAUGGAACUACCAUUGUUUGAUCUUGCUACAUUAGUUAAUGCCACCAACAACUUCUCAACUGACAACAAACUAGGCCAAGGUGGGUUCGGGCCUGUAUACAAGGGUGUAUUAGCAGGAGGACAAGAAAUUGCUGUCAAAAGGUUAUCGAGGAGUUCUGGACAAGGAUUAACAGAAUUUAAGAAUGAAGUUAUAUUGUGUGCAAAACUUCAGCACCGAAAUCUUGUUAAAGUUCUUGGUUGUUGCAUUGAAGAAGAGGAGAAAAUGCUUCUUUAUGAAUACAUGCCCAACAAAAGCCUAGAUUCCUUUCUUUUUGAUUCAACUAAAAGCAAGAUUUUGGAUUGGUCUAAGCGCUUCCACAUCUUAUGUGCGACUGCUCGUGGACUUCUUUAUCUUCAUCAAGAUUCUAGAUUAAGGAUAAUACACCGAGAUUUAAAAGCAAGUAAUAUUUUAUUAGAUAACAACUUGAACCCGAAAAUUUCAGAUUUUGGCCUGGCAAGAAUGUGUGGGGGUGAUCAAAUUGAAGGAAACACAAACAGGGUCGUUGGAACAUAUGGCUAUAUGGCACCUGAAUAUGUUAUUCAUGGAUUAUUCUCCACAAAAUCUGAUGUAUUUAGUUUUGGUAUAUUGUUGCUGGAAAUCAUAAGUGGAAAGAAAAACAGAGAGAUUACCUAUCCAUACCAUAGUCAUAAUCUUAUUGGGCAUGCAUGGAAGUUGUGGAAAGAAGGCAUACCAGGGGAAUUGAUUGAUAAUUGUUUGCAGGACUCGUGUAUCAUAUCAGAAGCCUUACGAUGCAUUCACAUUGGUCUUUUAUGCCUACAACGUCAACCUAAUGAUCGGCCAAACAUGGCAUCUGUAGUUGUUAUGCUGAGUAGUGAUAAUGAAUUAACCCAACCAAAGGAACCUGGUUUCUUAAUAGAUAGGGUUUUAAUUGAAGAAGAAUCACAAUUUAGAAGCCAAACUUCUUCUUCAACCAAUGGAGUAACCAUUUCAAUCCUGGAUGCAAGAUAAGGAAAUUAUUUUAUUUCUUACACACAUCAAAUGGACAUAUUUUAUAUUACCCAUGCAUUAUUUUAGAAUUGUCAGGUAUCACAUUUUGGUCGCCUGAUUGACCAUUUUGGGUCACUUUUGGAAAAAUGUUCUGUGCAUUGUUUAUGUUAAUCAUCCCAAAGAGUCUUCGCAUUAUCGAUAUAAAUGGUGUUUCGUGAAAUUGAAGGUGUGAGGGUUCUGGUAGAUCGGAUCAUCAUCAUGAGGCAUCAAAAUGCUGCCAUUGACAAACUUGAGCUUCUUUUUCGAUAACAAAGCUCGUUUCAUGGUGCGGCUCCAUGUGUGAUAAUUCAGAUUAUUGAGUGGAGGUGUAACAAGAAGCAGACCUGGAUUUUGUCCAGGAUACAGAUUAUAGGGCGAUGAAGGAUUUUGUGGAUUGCUAUCGUGUAUUUAGUAGUGGAGUUCUCCUUGCUUCAACAAUGUAGACUGUCCUGAAAGGGAAGAACUGGGAGCAUGAAAAAUCAUUUAACAUUGAUCUGGCACAAAAAUUAAUUAUUCCAUUUGAUGAUAGAAAGGGUUACACUUCAUAUA